Mercenaria mercenaria is the source of this 1919-nucleotide messenger RNA. RefSeq names its product phospholipid phosphatase 1-like. NCBI's taxonomy places the organism in Eukaryota, Metazoa, Mollusca, Bivalvia, Venerida, Veneridae. Gene Ontology annotation, biological process: phospholipid metabolic process; phospholipid dephosphorylation; signal transduction. The transcript is spliced from 6 exons. Gene Ontology annotation, molecular function: phosphatidate phosphatase activity. The coding region runs from base 486 to 1514 and encodes 342 amino acids. The record is from RefSeq and is a predicted model, not a curated record.
UUAUUUACCUUUUGAUACAAUAUGUUAAGCAAUUAACAUUUUUGUUGACUUGAGGGCUAUAAAUAUUAUUACAAGAUUUAUAUUUAAUAAUUCGUAUGUGUUUAAAAUAAAAGCAUAGAAGUCGUGACAUUAAAUUAAGUGAUAAAACUUUCAUAAGGGACUCACACAAUGAAAUGCAUUUAAGCUUUGACGCUUUAAAAGAACAAUAAACACCGAUAUCCUCUUAUAGUGUAUUACAUGUAAUUUGAAAUGUUCUUCUACGUGCCAGUUGAUAACAGUGCUCUUCGAUUUAUUUCUAACGUCUUUUAAUAAAUAACUUUAAAUAACCGGAUUGUUUUCGUCAUUAUUUUUCAAACCUUAAGUAAACUUUUUUAUAGAGCUUUAGGAAUUUACGCUCGUUAAGAUUAUGUGUACUGAUUGUAAGUAACGCAGCUAUAUAAUAGUCUGUCAUCUUAAUAGUGUGGUUAAAACAAGUGGUUAUUAACAUGGAAAAGAAGUCUGAAGACGUGCUGCCAAUACGGCAGCGAAUUACAGCUCAGAUAAUAGUGGAUUUUAUUCUAUGGCUUUCAGUUGCACUACCCACGCUGUUCCUGUUUCUACAAGGUACACCAUAUGAGAGAGGAUUUCUCUGUGACGACAAAAGUCUUAGCUAUCCUUACAAACCAGAUACCGUGUCCACGACCGUGUUGAUAGUAGCGGGCUGCAUCAUUUCAAUUUUGAUAUUUGUGCUGACGGAAGUUUUGAACUGUGUAGAUAGCAAGUGCCGACGACCAUGUCAACCUGUAGGGGAUAUAAUGUUUUGUGUGAAGAGUUGUGCGGUAUUUCUUGUCGGUUUCGUAAUGCAGGAAUUACUUGUAGAUGUCGUCAAAAAUAAGAUGGGAGUGCUUCGACCAAACUUUUUUGAUGUUUGCAGGCCAAACUUCAACAGGACUUUGUGUCCUGGAUAUAUAUCUGAGUACACAUGUGAAGGAAGCGAGUUUGGAGAUCACGCUGUGCGAGGCAGUCGGCAAUCGUUCCCUUCAGGACACUCGGCUUUCUCUAUGUACAUUGCAACUUUCUUUUGUAUAUAUAUUCAAAGUCGGCUGCAGAUAAAAUUUUCUCGGAUACUGAAAGUGUUUCUACAAUCAGGUUUUAUAUUCCUUGCUAUUCUCUGUGGCCUAGGACGUAUCAAAGACAACAAGCACCAUCCAUCUGACGUCAUAGCUGGAUUCAUUGUAGGGAUCACUGUCGCAGUUUUUGUGUGCAGCACCAUUGGACGAAAUAUAUCUAAGUCACCGAAUGCGGACAAUCUUCCCACACAUACCACAAAUACAUUACGUGACUGUUGUUCGUCUAGUGAACAGACACCAGAUACGGAGCCACAGACACCAUCUCCAUUAUUACCAAAUGAAUAUUUUCAUCGCAUUAGUAGUGGAUUGGAAACAUCUCCGCCUACACUUAAACCCAUUCAAAAUAAAAACAUUCGGACUUUACCCAUACCAACGAAGCUAGUUCGGCAAGUUGAAGAUGAUUGAAGCAACUCAUCGUAGCGUUUGGUGUGGUCUUAGUUUCGCAUCAUUGGAAUGCAAAAGUCAUCGAUAUUUCAACCUACAUAUUUUAUCAAUGUAUGUUGUAAACCAAAUAGAUCUGUGAUUUGUAUAUGUGCAAAUUGUAUUGAAUAUCUCAGAAUGUCCAAAGGUAUACAUUUUUACGUGUAACUAUAUCUUUCUGAUGAUAUAUAAAUUAAAAAAAACCUCCCACUAUCUAUUCUCCUAAAUCUUUGUUUUGUGAACGGUUUCGUAAGUGCUUUUUGAAAAAUGUUUAGUAACACUGGUUGUAUAUUUUUAGUUUCAUUUUGUAUUGGUAUCGCCGUAUUUUCGUAAAAGUAUUUUCAUACAUGUUUGAAUGUUUAACAAAUACAAUAACAACAUUAUAAACAA